AGAAAAUAAAUAAAAUAAGAAAUGAGAUGAAGAGACAACCCAGUAUUAAUGAGCUGGUGUUUUCUAGAAAUCUCUCUAAAAUAUCUCAUUCAUCAUUAACAGCUUCUGGAGAAGAACAAAAGACUGGUAGCAAUUAAGUUUUCUUCUCUAAAUCAUAAACCUUUUGGUAUUCUUCAUCCCCAUCCCCGAUCUAUCUCUGCUUCUGUGAUUCCUUCAUCAACUGUUUUGUGAGCAAGGUAAGCAUUUCCUACCAUUUUUAAGCCUUUUGAUGCCAGAUCGUGCUCUUUCUCAUUUGCUUUUCGUCUUAUAUAAUGAAACUUGCUCUCAGAAAAUCUUACUCAGUUUUUGAAUGUCUUGAAUGUAUGCACCUAUUAUCGAUUUAUCCCUGCUUUUGUUUUGGGCUUUUUUUAUCACUGUCAAGGAGUCCCCUUCAAUAUCGACAAAUUUUAAUCCCAAAUCCCUGCCUAGUAUAACCGUCUGUAAACAUGCAACGGCUUUGGCUACAAACCCUAAAGAAACCCUUCUCCAGAGGCCUCCAUUUUGCAACUAUUGGACUAAAGACCAGAUAACCCAGAUGGUGCAAAUAAAAGUUUGGCAGAUAUCAGUAUUACUGUUUAAUACAAUCCAGGUAAACCAUUCCAUGAAUUCCAUAGUAGAUGUAUCCUCAGGCCAGACAAAUUUUAAGUUAUCCCAUGUUUCCUUUAAGACAACACAUUCGCGGAAGACGUGUUCUCUAUUCUCCACUCCUUGCAGACACCUCGGGCAGACGGAUUCAUUAAUAAUUAACCUUUUAGUUCUUAGAUUUGCUAAUGUAGGAAGGUAGUUUAGAGUGGCUCUCCAAGCUAUAAUUAUUAAUUUUGAGGGGAGAUCACUAUUCCACUAUUUUUUUGUAGCAUUUCCUAUUUUCAUUCGGGUUGUUUCUAUUGUUAUUGAUAGAAUUACCAUGUAAUAAUAAUUUAUACCCACUCCUUACAUGUACUCGCCUGUUGAUUCACCUCUCCAAGCCAGAAAAAUCAUCCUGUGGAGAGUAAGCUAUCGGGAUUUGGAGAAUUCUCUAAGCAUCUUCUUCAGAAAAGGUAUCUUUAAUUAGCUUUGUUUUUCAUGAUCUAGUGUUGCCAUCAAUCAGGUCUGCUACCUUCAAUAUAUUUUGGCUUCUGACUAA
Molecule: messenger RNA, 1162 nt
Organism: Gossypium arboreum
Lineage: Eukaryota; Viridiplantae; Streptophyta; Magnoliopsida; Malvales; Malvaceae
Exons: 3
Coding region: 359-823 (154 amino acids)
Source: RefSeq, a predicted model, not a curated record